Messenger RNA from Suricata suricatta (meerkat), 2990 nucleotides. It is a transcript of the gene CCDC125, whose product is annotated as coiled-coil domain containing 125. Gene Ontology annotation, cellular component: cytoplasm. The transcript is spliced from 12 exons. Lineage: Eukaryota; Metazoa; Chordata; Mammalia; Carnivora; Herpestidae. Gene Ontology annotation, biological process: negative regulation of Rho protein signal transduction; negative regulation of cell motility. Bases 108 to 1673 code for a protein of 521 amino acids. The record is from RefSeq and is a predicted model, not a curated record.
GCCCUUCCUGUACUACUGUGUACAAGAGGAACAGGGCUGAACACUUAAGGCGCUCUCCAACCAACAGAUACCCCAUUUUUCCUUAUGUUAAAUACGGCAUCUGGCUGAUGAGCAGGGUGGUGAGGCCGCCAAGUGAGGCAGAGGUCCAGACCUGGGAAACCGAGGACGAUGACAUGGCAGAAGGUGACUUAGGGUAUGGCCUCGGGAGAAGGCCGGGCGGUGUUUAUGAAGUGCACGUGUCACAUCUGUCUACAUCUAGAAAAAGAUCGGAUGGAAAGAACUUUAGCCCUCCUCCACUUCCGGGAACGAGGGAAGGAAGAAGUGGUGCCGUUUUUCAAUAUUCCAGGCAUGAGAGCUCCCAAGAUACACACCCCGGAGAGUCCAGCACUUCCCACCACAGGCGACAGAGACAGAGUAGCACCGAUUCUAAUUCAGAAUUGUCAAAUGUGGAAUUAAAGCAACGUCUUCAUGAUGCUUUAGAGGAGGUAGAAAUUCUAAAAACUGAACUUGAGGCAUCUCAAAGACAACUUGAGGGUAAAGAGGAAGCGCUGAAAAUUCUUCAAAGCAUGGCAAUAUUUGGCAAAGCCACAAGUCAUACCCAAGUGAUGCUUCAAAAAACUAUGGAACAAAAGAAAUGCUUGGAGAAGGAAAUAAAUGCCUUGCAAUGGGAAAUAGAAUUUGAUCAGAAUAGAUUUAAAAAUAUAGAAGAAUCAUGGACCCAAAAAUUUGACAGGCUAAACUGUGAAAAUGCAGUCCUCAAAGAAACUUUGAAUGUGAAAACAGAAGAAAUUAAAAUGCUGAAGUCGGAAAAUGCACUUUUAAAUCAACAGUAUUUGGAGGCCCUCGCCAUGGCUGACAUCAAACAGCAAAUGGCAGUUCAAGAACACAAGUGCCAUGAUAAAUGUGGUUUCACAGAGGUUUCAAGUCUUGAGCUAGCUGUCCUCGGAGCCUGCCUUUGCCACGGUCCUGGAGGGAGUCCCUGUGCUUGUGCCAAAAUGGCAGCAUCGGCUCGGAAAGUGCUUCUUAAGCUCAAACAGGAGUUGGGACUUUUGCAGAAGAGUAAAGAAGAAGCUUACAUAAUGGCAGAUGCAUUCAGAAUUGCAUUUGAGCAACAAUUAAUGAGGAAAAAUGACCAGGCACUAAGAUUGACACAAACGGAUAAAAUGUGUAAAAAAGCUACGAAAUGGAUAAAUUGGAAGCACCUUAAGGAGGAUGUUGGAUUUGCAUGUUCAAUUUUAGGAUUACCAUCACAAGGAAGUAAAAAGACCUUAGGACAGAAACUGUUGGGUAUGCUCCCUUCAGAAAACAGUUCUAAGAAGACUGAAGACCAGGAUAAUCCUCAGGAAGUCUUUAAAAUGCUAACAGAGCUGUUGAAUGAUAAGGAAGAAGCUCUGGCUCACCAAAGAAAAGUCAGUUACAUGCUUGCUCGGGCAUUAGAAGAAAAAGACACCACCUCAAAUGAGCAUAAGGAAAAAAAUCUUGUAAAAGACAAUUUUCCAUUAAAAAACCCCUGGGGGAAAGCUUCAGAAUUCCCUCUACUGGCUGAUCCUGUGUUUUCAAGUGUUCACCGUUUAAAUUCUGCAGGCUGCCCUUGUUCAUACCAGCACCCUCAAAACUGCACAACAACUCUCAAAAGAUCCUGUUCUUUGCCAUCAAAUAUCAUGUUUUGGUGAUAAAUCCGUUGAAAUCAGAACUGAGAGCCGUUUAUAUUAAGAUACUUUAAAAAAGGAUUGUAUAAAUAUUGCUACAUCUUCAGAAGUUGUAUGUUUUUUAUAGGCAUUUCUAUAGGUUUUAGAAGGUAACAAAUACACAAACAUUUUCUAUAGGAAAUUUAUUAAUAUUUUGUGUUGAUGGAUUUUAUAAAUUACUAUACUUCCUGAAAUUUUCAGGAUUUGCCAACAUCUUAAAAACAAAAAAAUAAUUUCUGAGGAAAAAAUUAUUAAACUAUUUUGAUUGACUAAAGGGAUCUUUGGCUUAAGCAACAAUAUAAAUUAAUGCUCUAAGAUUUAACAAUGCUUAGGAGUGAAUGUUAAUUUUUGAAAUAUAUGUAUCUUGUUUUAUUGUUAUUUUUCAGGAUUUUUCAUUUGCCACAGAAAGGUUAAAACUAGUAAUUUCCUUAUGUUAACUUCAAUAAAAAGGUUAUUAUGUGGGGGUUUGGCAGAAGUAUAUUCAAAGCAUUGCUAGUUACCUUUAUAACUACACAGAACUACACAGAAUUCUAGCACUCACACCAUACUGAAUUAACUUCUUUGGUUUUGAUGCUGAAUUUUAAGGCAUGAAGUAAAAUCUUUAAUACCUUCUGGAACGUUACUAUAUUAAUAACAUCAUGAUUAUGUCAAAGGAAAUGCAUUACAUUGUCAAAAGUUUUAGAAGUUUUUGUAAAACUUGUUAUGAUCUCUAGUAAAAAAAAAAAAAAGACAUAUGGCUACAUUGAAUACUACUGAAAUAGAUGAGCUAACAACAGAGUAAAAUGAAGUAACAAUAUAAAAUAUAAACCAUUUGGAGUUGUGUUAAAGCAAGAGCAUUUAGUUCGCUUUAAGAAAAUAAUAAAAUAAAAGAUGAACUCUUGGCAAAUUUUGAAAAAAGGAGUAAUGAUGAGGAACUACUGUUACUAGACAUUAAAAUGUAUUGUCCUGAUAGUAAUAUAAAGCUACAUUAUUUACAAUAGUGUGGUACCAGCAGGUCAAUGGAAUAUGAUGAAGACUAUACACAGAAUUAAAACAUAAUAUGAAAUAAAAGAGAAGGAAAGGAAAGAUUGGGGUAUGUUCAAUAAUAUCUAAGUUGGAAGUAUAAAAAAAUAAUAAAAGCUAGAAAGGUUCUAUUUUAAUAUGUGUGUAUAAUACACGUGUAUUAUAUAAGAUGUAGAUACAUACGAACUGCUAAAAUUUGGAAUACUCCCCAAAUGACAAAGAAUCUAGAUCAACAGUUCACAAAAAAAAGGGAUUAUAUAUGGUGAGCAAAUCUGAGGAACUAUUCAACAACAGCAGAAA